Molecule: messenger RNA, 1047 nt
Organism: Paracoccidioides brasiliensis Pb18
Exons: 3
Coding region: 1-1047 (348 amino acids)
Biological process (GO): DNA repair
Cellular component (GO): nucleus
Source: RefSeq, a predicted model, not a curated record
AUGCCCGUGGUGUGCGGCCGCCGUCGCGCUCCCGUUGAAGAACUCGAUGACGAUGGAGUCGAUAAUAAUGACUCUUCCGACGCCUCUUUCUCUUCCACCUCCCAAUACCGCAGUCGAGCAAAACGACAACGGCGCCAACCCUCUGAUUUCGACUCAGCUGCUUCAGAAGAUGACGGGUCCGCCCCCGAACUCUCUACCCAUGCCAACAGAGCCAUAGAUAUCAUGGUCAAGAAGCUCGUGCGACUUGCGCUGGCAAGCGAGUAUUCCCGACAGGUGAUCCGGCGGACUGAUAUCAGAGAUAAAGUGCUCGGUGAGCAAGGGGCCCGACAGUUUAGAAACGUCUUUGAAGGUGCGCAGAAGGAGUUGAGGGAGAAAUUUGGCAUGCAGAUGGUUGAGCAGCCCUUGAGGGAGAAGGUGACAAUUAGUCAGAGGAGAGCUGCCCAACGCACCGAACGACUUUCCACAACCUCAAAAACCUGGACCGUCAUAACCACUCUCCCACCCGCCUUCCGCACUCCGACAAUUCUCCCCCCAGCCAAGGCCCCUUCCUCCAUCACCGAAAGCACCUACACCGCCAUCUACACCUUCAUUAUAUCCACCAUCUUGCUCUCUGGCGGCUCAAUACGAGAGCAGAAACUGGAUCGCCUCCUGCGUCGCGUUAAUGCGGAUAAUUUCACCCCCAUUGAAAGGACGGAUAGACUGCUAGCACGCCUGUGCAAGGAGGGCUAUAUUGUACGAAAUCGCGAGAUGGAUGGUGUGGAGGAGGUUGUGGAGUAUCUUGUUGGGCCUAGAGGCAAGGUCGAGGUGGGCGUUGCUGGCGUGUCGGGGCUGAUAAGGGAGGUUUAUGGGUUUGGUAAUAGAAGUGGAAAUGGGGAUGGGGAUGGGAAUGAGUGUGCGGCUAAGACGCAGGGGGAGGUAGAGGCUUUUGAGAGGAGGUUGAAGAGAAGUUUGGGGAUUGGGGAGCCGGUGCGUUCUGAGAGGAGGGAGGAGGAUGGUGAUGAUGGUGGUGAUGGUGAUGACGAUGAUGACGACGGUGAUGAGCGGUGA